UAAAGGUGACAAAACCUAAACCAUUGUUUUGGGUAAACAGAUAAAACCUCAACUUCACCAAAAUUCAAACCAUUAGUACCAGCGGAACCCAACUUGGGAAAGACAAAUCUCUGUUGGCCUGUCCAACGGAAAAGAAAGUGGACUACUGAAAGGAAAAUUCAAAAAGGGAGACAAAGAAAAAAGCUUUCCCUUUUACCAAACAAGCGAAGGAAAAGUGAAAUACUGUUGAGAAUUUUUCUUUGGAUUCCAUCACUUUGAUCUCAUGCUCUCUGCGGCUCUGCAGCUUUGUUCCCAAUUUUGUGAUUUGGGUUUGUAAACUCAACCCAGAAACGUAGUGGGUUAGGUUUUGAAUCUGGUGUGGAGUCUCAUUUGGUUAAGUUUUCUGGUGACUACAUUUCAAACAAGGUUAGUGGGUCUCUCUCUUUCUCGCUCUGGUUUUUCUUGUGUUUCUCAUAGGGGGGAUUCGGUGGGCUUUGAUGUGGUUUGGUUGCAUAAAUUGUGGAGAUCUGGUGUAACCUUUGGUGGGUCUCUGGCUUUUUCGGGUCUAUUACAAUACAAGACUAAAAGAGCAGAAAGUUCUGUUUGGUAAUUUCUGUGAGGAGGAAGAAUAUAGAUGUGGAAGACGGUGAUUGCAAUAAUCUUUAUUUUUGGAGAGUUCAGUAUAGAGAACCCAUAGUCUGGAUUUUGCAGUGUAAAAUUUAUAGGGAGAAACCCAAUUUGGGCUUGUGAGGAUUUAUUUGUUUGUGUUUUGUUUCAAUACUGUUUUUAGUUUCGGUUUCGGAGAAGAAGCUUAUCUAGCUAUUGUGGAGAUCUGGGACUUGUUUCAACUGUUAUGUCCCAUGAGGACUCCCUUUCCUUCCGAGUCUUGUAAAGAAACGCAGCUCAAUGCUAUCAAUCCACAAUCAUGGCUCCAGGUUGAAAGAGGGAAGCUUUCUAAACUCUCAUAUCAGACCCCAUCUUCCAUAGAAUCUCUUAUCAAAGUCCCGGAACCACCGAUUCUUCCAUUCUUUAAACCUGUUGAUUAUGUAGAAGUUUUAGCUAAAAUUCAUGAAGAACUCGAGUCGUGUCCUCCACAUGAGAGGUCGAGUCUCUAUUUGUUGCAGUUUCAGGUCUUUAAGGGCCUUGGUGAAGCUAAACUAAUGCGGAGGAGCCUUUGUUCGGCUUGGCUGAAGGCAAGUACUGUUCAAGAGAAACUUGUCUUUGGAGCAUGGUUAAAGUAUGAGAAGCCAGGUGAAGAGCUCAUCUCUGACUUGCUUUCUUCUUGUGGUAAAUGUGCAAACGAGUUCGUGAUGAUAGACAUUGCCUCUGAACUUUCCACUCAUGUAAAUAUUACUUCCCCUAUAGUUAUGGUACCAGAUAGGAACAUUGUUCCGAAAAAUGUGUCUUUUCAUAUUGGAGAUGAGAAAAUAGAUUGUGACAGGCAGAAGAUUGCCGAACUUUCAGCUCCAUUUCAUGCCAUGCUUAAUGGCUGUUUUACAGAGUCACUUAGAGAGGACAUAGAUUUGUCUCAAAACAAUAUUUCCCCUUUGGGUAUGAGGGUGAUCAAUGACUUCAGCCUAACAGGCAGUUUAAAUGAAGUUUCACCCAACCUUUUGUUGGAGAUAUUAUUAUUUGCCAACAAAUUUUGCUGUGAAAAGCUCAAGGAUGCUUGUGGCAGAAAACUUGCUUCUCUGAUUUCCUCCAGACAAGAUGCUGUGGAACUCAUGGAAUAUGCUCUUGAAUUGAAUUGCCCUGUCCUUGCUGUAUCAUGUUUGCAAGUGUUUCUACGUGAACUCCCCGACUCUCUUAAUGACAGUAAGAUAGUUGAAUUAUUAAGCAAUGCUAACAAGCAACAAAGAUCAAUUAUGGUUGGUUCAGCUUCAUAUUCUCUCUACAGUUUAUUAAGUGAAGUUGCCAUGAACCUAGAUCCCAAAUCAGAUAAAGCAACUCUUUUCUUGGAAUGUUUGGUAGACUCUGCUGAAAGUACCCGACAUAAAAUGGUGGUAUACCAUCAGUUGGGAUUUGUAAGACUCCUGAGGAAAGAAUAUGAUGAAGCUGAGAGGCUCUUUGAGGUGGCUUUAAAUGCGGGCCAUGUAUAUUCUGUCGUUGGAUUGGCUAGAUUGGGUGGCAUUACGGGCCGUAAACUUUGGUCUUGUGAGAAACUCAAUUCUGUCAUUUCCUCUGUUACUCCACUUGGAUGGAUGUAUCAGGAGAGGUCACUAUACUGUGAAGGUGAUAAGAGGUGGGAAGACCUUCUGAAAGCGACCAAGUUGGACCCAACACUUACUUACCCCUACAUGUAUCGAGCUGCAUCCUUGAUGAGAAAACAAAAUGUUGAAGCUGCCCUUGCAGAAAUAAAUCGUGUUCUUGGGUUCAAACUGGCAUUAGAAUGCUUGGAACUCCGAUUUUGUUUCUAUCUGGCUCUUGAGAACUACCAAUCAGCAUUUUGCGAUGUUCAAGCCAUUCUUACUCUUUCUCCCAGUUAUAGGAUGUUUGAGGGGCGAGUUGCAGCAUCCCAAUUGCGUACUCUUGUGCGUGAACAUGUUGAGAAUUGGACAACGGCAGAUUGUUGGCUCCAACUGUAUGAUCGAUGGUCUUCAGUUGAUGAUAUCGGAUCCCUCUCUGUGAUAUACCAGAUGCUUGAGUCUGAUGCAGCGAAAGGAGUUCUUUACUUUAGACAGUCUUUGCUUCUCCUAAGAUUGAACUGUCCGGAUGCAGCCAUGCGAAGUUUACAGUUGGCUUGCCAGCAUGCAUCUAGUGAACAUGAACGUUUGGUAUAUGAGGGAUGGAUCUUGUAUGAUACUGGUCAUUGUGAAGAAGGACUACGAAAAGCAGAGGAGUCCAUUAGCCAGAAGAGAUCUUUUGAGGCCUUCUUUCUGAAAGCUUACGCAUUGGCCGACUCUAGCCAGGAUUCAUCUUGUUCUUCUACUGUUGUAUCUCUUCUUGAAGAUGCCUUGAAGUGCCCCUCAGAUAGGCUUCGCAAAGGUCAGGCCUUGAACAAUCUUGGAAGUGUUUAUGUUGACUGUGGGAAGCUAGAUUUGGCAGCUGAUUGCUACAUUAAUGCCCUUAAAAUCCAGCACACCCGUGCCCUCCAGGGCCUCGCUCGUGUCCAUUUCCUUAGAAAUGAUAAGAAUGCUGCAUACGAGGAGAUGACCAAAUUGAUUGAGAAGGCGCAGAACAAUGCAUCUGCCUAUGAGAAGAGGUCAGAGUACAGUGAACGUGAACUCGCAAAGGAAGAUCUAGAGAUGGUCACUCGCUUAGAUCCCCUCCGGGUUUAUCCUUACAGAUACCGAGCUGCAGUGUUGAUGGACAAUCAUAAGGAGAAGGAAGCCAUAGAGGAAUUAUCAAGGGCAAUUGCAUUCAAAGCAGACCUUCACCUUCUACACCUCCGGGCUGCAUUCCACGAGCACAUUGGCGAUGUUCUAGGUGCCCUGCGAGAUUGUCGAGCUGCUCUCGCUGUUGACCCCAACCAUCAAGAGAUGCUGGAACUUCAUAGCCGCGUAAACAGCCAAGAACCAUGAGAAGGAAAACAGAAAAAUGGUAAAGACAUGGAAAAGGCAUAUCUUGGUGGUACAACCAGUGUGUAUUAUACCUGUGACUCUGAGUGAGCCUUGUGCAUGUAACAUCUAUGUCUCAUAUUCCUCUUAACUUUUUCCUAAAUUUUUGUAAUUUUUGGGAUUAUAGUUUAUUUCAUGGAAAUCAGCAUGCCUAUGUAUUUGUUUUCUUUUUCUUUUUUUAUUGAAUAUUUUAGAUGUGGCAUCUAGAACAAUGUAGAAUGUUCGUUCAUUUUUUUUAAUAGUUUAUUUGUGGAAUGGUCCU
Messenger RNA from Ilex paraguariensis (yerba mate), 3798 nucleotides. NCBI's taxonomy places the organism in Eukaryota, Viridiplantae, Streptophyta, Magnoliopsida, Aquifoliales, Aquifoliaceae. The record is from the annotation of a GenBank genome assembly.